Messenger RNA from Pelecanus crispus (Dalmatian pelican), 1511 nucleotides. The record is from RefSeq and is a predicted model, not a curated record. Lineage: Eukaryota; Metazoa; Chordata; Aves; Pelecaniformes; Pelecanidae.
AGGAGGAAAUCUGCUUCAUCUAAUUCAAUCCUAAUUCAGUCCUGCUAAUCUGCUAAUACUGUAGAUUGAAAGAUUCUUUUGCUGUUGCCAGGAUACCCUGUAAUGGGCAAGGAGCCUGAGAGAAUACAAAUAGUUCUGGUUUUCUAACUUUUAAAAAACUUUUGUGUUUAACAGGACCUGGGCUCCUGUUGAAAAGUGAUGGAAUAAUCUCUGGCCGGCACGUGACAUGUUGAGGGAGCACCCCCUAAAAGAGCUUGCCUGGGAGACAGUUUGUGAAAUAACGCAGUAACAUGUUUGCAGUAACCAGCAUGUUUUGGAAAUUUGAUCUCCAUUCAUCAUCCCACAUAGAUACACUUCUAGAGAGAGAAGAUGUAACACUGAAGGAAUUGAUGGAUGAAGAAGAUGUUCUGCAAGAGUGCAAGGCUCAGAAUCGCAAGCUUAUAGAGUUUCUGCUGAAGUCAGAAUGUUUGGAAGACUUGGUUUCAUUUAUUAUCGAAGAACCACCUCAAGACAUGGAUGAAAAAAUUCGAUACAAAUACCCAAACAUAUCAUGUGAGCUGCUUACAUCAGAUGUCUCACAGAUCAAUGAUAGGCUGGGAGAAGAAGAAUCCUUACUUAUGAAACUGUACAGCUUCCUCUUAAAUGAAUCUCCUCUAAACCCUUUAUUGGCCAGUUUCUUCAGCAAGGUGCUAAGUAUUCUUAUAAGCAGAAAACCAGAACAGAUUGUAGAUUUUUUAAAGAGGAAACGUGAUUUUGUAGACCUCAUUAUUAAGCACAUAGGGACCUCUGCUAUCAUGGACUUGUUGCUCAGGCUACUGACUUGCAUAGAACCUGCACAGCCCCGGCAAGAAGUGUUAAAUUGGCUAAAUGAGGAGAGAAUUAUCCAGCGGCUUGUGGAAAUUGUACAUCCGUCUCAAGAUGAAGAUAGGCAUUCAAAUGCAUCACAGUCACUCUGUGAAAUUAUUCGUCUAAGCAGAGACCAGAUGUUACAAGUACAGAACAGUUCAGAACCAGAUCCACUGCUUGCAAGUCUAGAGAAGCAAGAAAUCAUAGAGCAGCUGCUAUCUAAUAUUUUUCAUAAAGAAAAAAAUGAAUCUGCAAUAGUCAGUGCAAUCCAAAUACUAUUGACCUUACUUGAGACAAGACGACAGACAUUUGAAGGCCAUAUAGAGAUCUGUCCUCCAGGCAUGAGCAAUUCAACAUAUUCAGUCAACAAAAGUGUUUUAGAAGCCAUAAAAGCACGACUUUCAUCCUUCCAUGAACUCCUACUUGAGCCUCCAAAAAAAAGUGUCAUGAAGACAACCUGGGGUGUAUUGGAUCCACCUGUGGGAAACACGCGUUUAAAUGUGAUUAGAUUAAUAUCUAGCCUUUUACAGACGAAUACAAGCAGUGUGAAUCAGGAGCUUAUAGAGCUUAACACCAUAGGAGUAAUACUGGUAAGAACUUUAUUUUUAUGGAUUGCUAUUAAGAUCUUGUUUGGGUUUUGGUGGGGUUUUUUUCUGUUACUGCAG